Molecule: messenger RNA, 4440 nt
Organism: Acaulospora morrowiae
Lineage: Eukaryota; Fungi; Glomeromycota; Glomeromycetes; Diversisporales; Acaulosporaceae
Source: the annotation of a GenBank genome assembly
AUGUCUGACUCCGACGACUUUCCAUCGCCUGUUCCCAAGGGAAGAAAGCAGCCGAAGAAAAUUACGAAAACCAAGGAGGCCAAAACGACACGAAAAAGUCAAAAGAGCAAUAACGACUUCAUGACUUUUGACGAACCUAUUGUGACGAACGGUGAAUCCUCUUUGUCGUCUCGGAAAGGGAAAAAAAUCGAGGAGAUAUACCAAAAGAAAACUCAACUAGAACAUAUCUUGCUGAGACCCGACACGUAUAUCGGUUCCACAGAAAUAAUUACCGAAAAGCUAUGGGUUUACGACUCGGAUACGGAUACUAUGCAAUACAGGGACGUGAGCAUAGCGCCCGGGCUCUACAAGAUUGUUGACGAAAUCUUGGUAAACGCCGCUGAUAAUAAGAUUCGUGAUCCCUCGAUGAAUACGAUAAGGGUUAAGAUUGACAAGCAGCAAAACCUAAUUUCAAUAUACAACAAUGGAAAAGGAAUUCCCAUAGAAGUACACAAGGAAGAGGGCAUCUAUGUACCGGAAUUGAUCUUUGGACACCUCCUUACCUCUAGUAAUUAUGAUGAUAACGAGAAAAAGGUCACCGGCGGUCGUAACGGCUAUGGUGCAAAGUUGACGAACAUUUUUAGUACCGAAUUUAUAGUAGAAACGGCUGACAAAAGCAUUAACAAAAAAUACAAGCAGGUGUUUAGGAAUAACAUGAGCGUCACUGAAAAGCCACAAAUUACUUCAUAUUCCAAAAAGGAUGAAUAUACCGAGAUCACUUUCAAACCUGACUUGGCAAAAUUCAACCUGACAGAAUUAACUGACGAUAUUGUUGCAUUGUUGAAAAAGCGCGUGUAUGACUUGGCGGGAUGCGUCAACGGUGUCAAAGUUUAUCUGAAUGACGAACGUGUCCAAAUUAGGAACUUUAAGGAUUAUGUCAUGAAAUAUUUAUCAUCAAGUGUCGCGUCAGAAGAAUCAUCGGCAAGAUUACCGUUUGUACACCAUGAAAUUGUUAAUGACCGUUGGGAAGUCGCGGUUGCGGCUAGUACCGAUGGACAAUUUCAACAAGUGAGCUUUGUCAACAGCAUCGCAACAACCAAAGGUGGUACACAUGUUACUCAUGUUUUGGAUCAACUUAUCGGAAAAAUAAUCGAAACCGUAAAGAAGAACAAAGAAGUCAAGGAUGCAAAGUUAAAACCAUUUCUUGUGAAAAAUCAUCUAUGGAUUUUUAUAAACUGCCUGAUCGAGAAUCCAAGUUUCGAUUCACAAACAAAGGAAACUCUAACAUUGAGACAACAUGCUUUUGGAUCAAAGUGUAACAUUAACGAUAAGUUUGUCGAAAAAGUUCUUAAAUCGGAGAUUGUCGAAGAAAUUAUUCAUGAAGUGAAAUCUAAACAAGAGUCGGAGUUAAAAAAAAGCGAUGGCGGGAAAAAAUCAAAGGUAACCACCGUCGAAAAGUUGAGCGACGCAAAAAAUGCUGGUUCACGAAAAUCUGCAGAGUGUACUCUUAUACUUACCGAGGGUGACUCGGCCAAGACUCUUGCUGUUGCUGGAUUAUCUGCUGUUGGCAGGGACUCUUAUGGUGUAUUUCCGUUAAAAGGAAAAUUGCUUAAUGUACGCGAGGCUAGCACUGCACAGAUUCUGAAGAAUGAAGAAAUCCAAAAUAUUAAGAAGAUUCUUGGACUGCAACAUAACAAAAACUACACUUCAGUAAACGAUUUACGUUACGGUCAUCUUAUGAUAAUGGCUGAUCAGGAUCAUGACGGUAGUCACAUAAAAGGACUAAUAAUUAAUUUCCUGGACCAUUUUUAUCCGUCUUUGAUGAGGAUUCCCGGGUUUCUUAAAGAAUUUAUUACUCCCAUCGUUAGGGGAUUGGGUACCAGUAGUCCUGCUGAAGCGAAAGAAUACUUUUCUGCGAUUAAUCAGCAUAUGAAACCUUUUAGGGAAGUGCAGGAUGGCGAACGCGCUCUAAUAGAUAUGGCUUUCAACAAAAAAAGAGCAGAUGAGCGAAAAGAGUGGUUAAGAAAUUAUACGCCCGGAACCUAUAUCGACUAUAACGUUAGCGAAAUUACAGUAUCUAAUUUCAUCAACCAAGAACUAAUAUUAUUCAGCAUGGCUGAUAAUGUUCGAUCUAUUCCAUCAGUUCUUGAUGGAUUAAAACCCGGCCAACGGAAGGUUUUGUUUUGUUGCUUCAAGAGAAAUCUUACGAAAGAGAUUAAGGUUAUUCAACUCGCUGGAUAUGUCUCGGAGCAUUCUGCUUAUCAUCACGGAGAAGCAAGUCUCCACUCCACCAUUGUGACUAUGGCUAACAAUUUUAUUGGUUCGAACAAUGUUAACCUCUUAGAGCCAAGCGGUCAAUUUGGUUCACGCAUACAGGGAGGAAAAGAUUCGGCAAGCCCUCGUUAUAUCAACACGAAGCUUAACCCAUUGACACGAUUGAUAUUUAACCCUCAUGAUGAUAACUUAUUGAAAUAUUUAAAUGAUGAUGGUAACAACAUUGAACCUGAAUGGUAUUUGCCUAUUAUUCCCAUGGUUCUUGUCAAUGGUUCAGAAGGCAUUGGGACAGGGUGGAGUACUUCUAUCCCUAAUUUUAACCCAAGUGAUAUUGUGGCUAAUUUAAAAAGAUUAAUGGAAGGGAAAGAAUUGGAACCAAUGCACCCCUGGUAUCGUGGUUUCAGGGGCACAAUUGAAAAAAUCUCUGGUGAUAAGUAUAAGAAUUCAGGAAUAAUGGAAAGAGACGCGGAAGUUGAUAACAUGGUUCACGUUAUAGAAUUACCAAUUAAAAUCUGGACUCAGAACUACGAAAAUGAUCUUAAAAAAUUAAUGCCCGAGGAUAACAAAUCUACUGGUCUUAUUAAAGGUUACCAUGACGUCAGCACUCUUUGGAGGCCGAAUUUUGAAAUCCUAUUGGAAGAUCAUCUUGCUGAGGAGGGUGACGAAGAACUUGAAAAAAAACUGAAGAUUAUAUCUAGCCUCACAACUUCAAACAUGGUUUGUUUUGACCGUGAAGGUCGGUUGAAGAAAUAUAGUUCACCCGGAGAGAUACUCGAGGAGUUCUACCAUCUCAGAUUGGAAUAUUAUUUCAAACGGAAGGAUUAUCUGUUAAAAAAACUUGAGCUCGAAUGUAAGAAAUUGCAAAACAAGAAUCGGUUCAUUAAAAUGAAGAUUGAUCACGAACUCGAGUUCGAGGGAUUAAAGAAAGUGGCCAUAGUAAACCUACUCGAACGUAAAGGAUUUGAUAGAAUACCUCAUAAAGUUGAAGAUGCCGAAGGCGAAGAAGAUGAAAAUAUUGGCGAUUAUGACUAUCUUAUGAAGACACCCGCGUGGAGUUUUAGUGAGGAAGAGGCAUUUGCAAGCAAGUGCCAACGUCAGUACAACGAAAAGAACAUCGAAUUAUCGAUUCUACGCCAAAAGCAUCCCAAGCAACUUUGGAAUGAAGAUCUUGAUGAGUUUUUAAAAGAGUGGGAGUCUGCCGAAAACGAAUUCAAUAGGAUGGUGGACGAGGCUCCGAAAAAAGAUGAGAAGAAAAACCGACGUAAAAUCGCAAAAGUCACUAGUAAGGGUAAAACAAAAUCAAGCGAUUUAAAGCCUGAAGAAAAGACCAAACCAAAAGUGGCUGAAGUCAUCAAAGCAAAACCUGUAACUAAGUCUGCUCGGGGCAUUAAAAAGGCCUCUCAAGGUAAAAAACAGAUAGAUGAUUACUUUUCAUUAAAAGAAACUGAAGUUUCGGGGCCGAGUGCGGAAUCAACUGAUCUGAGUGAUGUCGAGGUGGUUGACCUUUCAUCUAAGCGAUCUGCCGAUGACGACCCAGAUGAGCGACCUGUUACUAAACAAUUUGAAGUUCCUGACGAUAGUGAUUCAGAAUUUGAACCUGCGAAACGAAAUUCUCGCCAGAAGGUCGUUUCAAAGAAGCCGCCGGCCAAACCACAAGAGGUAUUCGAUCUUGAAGAUAAAGAAGAAUUCCCUGCUAAAGUUGUGUCUACAGGACGCGGCAGAGGUCGCGGUCGUGGCCGUGGUGCUCGCACAGUUUCUUCUCGUCAGACUGCAAAGAAUUCAGCUGACGCUGAACUCACGAAUGCCGUGCAUUCUUUGCCAUCGAAACGUACGACUCAAAGCGUCGCUACAAAGUCCAAUUCGACUCAUCAAUUUGAAGAAACUCGCUCACCAGAAAAGGUGUUGACUUCUGAUGAGUCUGAAGAGGAUAAAUCGUACGCGACAUUCACAAAUACUAAAGCCACGAAGAGCACUCACACAACCGCAUCGACAUCUCGCAAGACUGUCAAGCCCAAAGUUUUAGAAGUGUCAUCGGACGAAGAUGAGGAUAUGCCAACCCUCGAUCAGGCCAUCAUGCAACGUAUAACGCGUCCAGUACGUGCGGCAGCAUCGAAAAGACCAAUUUAUGUAGACUUGAGUGACGAAGAUAUGCAAGACGAUGAUGAUGAUUCUUUCCGAUUGAAUUAA